This is a messenger RNA of Trichoderma asperellum CBS 433.97, 660 nucleotides long. Its product is annotated as mitochondrial 54S ribosomal protein uL29m. Gene Ontology annotation, biological process: mitochondrial translation. Gene Ontology annotation, cellular component: mitochondrial ribosome; mitochondrial large ribosomal subunit. Gene Ontology annotation, molecular function: structural constituent of ribosome. Lineage: Eukaryota; Fungi; Ascomycota; Sordariomycetes; Hypocreales; Hypocreaceae. The record is from RefSeq and is a predicted model, not a curated record.
AUGCGAGCAGCACAAGUAGCCAAUUUCUCAACCACGGCGCCCCAGUGCAAGCGCAAGACAAAGGACAGCAACAAGCGACGAGGCGUCAGCAGCCUUUACGGAUCGGGCCCCCGCGAGCCGCUGUCCAUGUCCAACAUCCCGCUGCCGAAACCCGUCGACUUCAAGCCCAAGAUUCAGGUCGACGAGAACCACGGGCUGUGGGGGUUCUUCCCCGCCCCCGGAAAGCUCCUGCUGACGCCCAAGGAGACGGAGGAGCACGGCCGCGCAUGGAUGGUUGAGGAGCUGCGGAGGAAGUCGUGGGAGGAUCUGCAUGCGCUGUGGUGGAAGUGCUGCAAGGAGAGGAACAUGCUUGCUACGGCGAGGGAGGAGCUGUUGAGGGGGAAGCUUGGGUUUGGAGAGCGGGAGAUUGAUUCACGGAAUGAGGAGGUCACUAAGACGAUGAGAGCGAUCAAGCAUGCUCUUACGGAGCGAUUCUACACAUGGCAGGAUGCCGUCGAGGUCGCCAAGUCGGACCCUGAGAUUAACUUGGAUGGAGGAGAGGGCCAGGUGUACAACCCAUCCGCAUACGAAGAGGGGUACGAUGAAGUUGAUGUUGCGGCCAUUGAAGAUGAAGCGUCAAGGGUGGCAUCAGAGAAAGAGCUGAAGGAACCCGUGCGGUAA